UCCCAGGAAGCCCGCCUGUGUCCCACCAACGCCCGACGACGUUCGACUCCCGACAGCGAUGCUGCGAGGAGGCGCUGCGCCGUUUCGCCAACGCUCUUUCCAGUGCGGGGUCGAGUCUACCGGAACGCUCGAGGGUGCAUCGAGUUAAGCAAACAACGAAGUGCUGGAAGUAUACAAGAAGCCACUUGUGGCGCGUGCAUUUGACGCCGAGGCUUAAGUGCACCGCGGCGACCCACUUUGUGCAACGUCUCGUGUACCAGGUGACUCUGCAAACAAAGCACUUGUGAAAGUAACCCGGGGAAAAAGGGACUGUACCAGAAGGCUCUACCAGCACCACUGCGAGUAAUUGGAGUGCCGCGUAAAGGAAGUGUGAGAAAGGCUAGCGCACCACGUGAACCUUGCAAAAAGAACCGACGAAUCUUGCUAAGUCCUUUGCGACCAAACAAACUUCACGCUACGAAGAUGCAUGCUGCAGAUAGCUUUUCCCGACCACCAGCGCCGCAUACCCACGUUCAAACGUCUCUGUAGGCCUACGUUCAUCCUGCAUACGCGACUCCUGGUGCUUGAUUUACAGCUUUGGCUUAGGAGACUCGGCAAAGUCUAGAUGAGACCCGCUACAGGCCGUACAACGUGACGUCAUGGUAACCCAUCAGAAAAACUUUCGCUAAACAAACGAAGCUGCAGCUAACCAUUCACAGAAGUCUGAAAAACAUUUCUCGUCGGCAGUGGGAUCGAAAUAGCGCAGGUUAAAGUUUGACAUGUACACUGACACUGGCUGCAAACUGUCGGACAUGACUGCUCCCGCGAACCCCGUGCAAUUUUCCUUGUUUGCCUUCCUAUCUGUGUUGGGUAGUGCGGUGAAUUUGGCCACGGCUUGGGCCUUGCUCAGAGACGCACGACUCCGCGGUCGGGCGACCAGUUGCUUCCUGGUCAACCUGUCGCUGGCAGACCUGGCCUUCAGUCUGUUCAAUGGGCCCUUGGAUUCGGCCGUCUUCUAUUACGGCGACUGGACGCACGGCCAACGCCUCUGCGUAGCGGCCGCCCUGGUGCGCCAUGUUGCUGUGGGCAGCUCGCUGGCCAGUAUCCAGCUUAUCACGCUGAACCGGUACACCAGCGUUGUGAAGCCGAGGUCUUACGCCCGCAUCUUCAGCCCCGGCAGCUGUCUCCUGUUGGCCUCCGUGUGCUGGGUGCUGCCAGCGGGACUGCUGCUGCCCGCCGCACUUGGGGUACCCGGCGCCAGCUUGGGCUGGGACAAGAGGCUCCAGAGCUGCACCGUCUUGCCCAGUCCCGUUUACCGGCCCGUGAUCUACCUGGGAUCGGCGCUGUUGCCACUGCUGCUGUUUGCCGCCUGCUAUCCGAGACUCUUUCUGGCUCUGCGCCACUCGCGUCGAAGACUGACAUCACACAUAGGAACGCUGCAGUCGAUAGCGAUGCAGCCUUCGACGAGCGCUCCGGACUUGAGCCGGGAGCCGAUGCAGCCGGCACGUUCAAACUCGAUCUGCGCGGGCCGCGGUCGAGAGCGUCAGCUGCUCGGGGUGCUGGGCGCCAUCCUGUGUUCCUUCUGCAUCUGCUACCUGCCGCUACUCAUCAGCGUCGGACUGAACCAGACGCCGCCACUUCUUGUGCACGGCCUGUUCUACGCGGCGCCGUGCAUCAACCCGCUCGUGUACGUAGCCAUGAGCCGGGACUAUCGGAGGGCGUACGCGGCCCUCUUCUGUUGCGGUGGCGGUGACGGCGGGAAUUCGAACGAGGGUUGACCUGCGAAGCCGUAACUGGAGUCGGUGACAAGGCGACGGAAAACAUCGAAGCGUUUCUUUCAAGUUUCUUUGGUGUGAGCCGGUGGAAUUUGUCCUUGACUGUUACCAGCCUGGCGUUAUUGCCGGAGGAAAAGAAGACCAUUACACCAGAGGCCCUAGUCUUUGUAUUGCUGCAAAUGAAUACGCGCUCAUUGGAGUCCACUGUGCAAAGGACAACUCUAUUGAUGAACACACGGUGACCGGUGCAUUUGAGUGGAGUUACUAUUCUAGGGCCUCGUUGGCUUCUGCGGCUCGCCGGGCAUCAUGGAGGAAGAGGCAUGGUCGAAGGUUGCCAGCUGGGCACCAAGUCCAGUUUGCAGAGUCGCGUCUCCUACGGUCGGUUUGCGAGUGAGUCCGUGAUCAGAACGUACAGUGCGAACAUUUGCAAACUUGACAUGUGGGAUUGAUUGUUUGUGCAAUUCCAUGAUGUUUAACGAAAUUGUGACGUCUACUCGAAUGAUACGUUCUUUCGCGCUGUCUUCUCUUUACCAUGAAUAUUAAGUUAUCAAGCCGGAUGCCCGUGUCAUGUUCGUGUGGUGCAUGACCUCUUAAAAGCAGCGCUGCUGGUUGGCGUGCGCAUAAGCCAUGGCUCCGUGACUCGCGGUUCUCCGCACUCGUCAGACACCUUUUGUCUGGCGCAGCAUAGCCUCAGUUGCUUUGGCGCCACAAAAAAAAAAC
Molecule: messenger RNA, 2474 nt
Organism: Rhipicephalus microplus (southern cattle tick)
Lineage: Eukaryota; Metazoa; Arthropoda; Arachnida; Ixodida; Ixodidae
Product: G-protein coupled receptor moody
Biological process (GO): G protein-coupled receptor signaling pathway
Cellular component (GO): membrane
Molecular function (GO): G protein-coupled receptor activity
Source: RefSeq, a predicted model, not a curated record